AUGGUCGAGGAAGCGAUGGUCGUGACGGUGCGAUGGGUGGCCAAACGCUUCGGUGCAGAACGCUGGGUGCGGAAACGCUGGGGUGCGAAGCGAUGGGUGCGGACCGCUGGAUGCGAAGCGAUGGGUGCGAACCGAUCGGAACCGCCUUGGAUCACAGAGCUGCAAGCUCUCAUAAACGCCCAUAAACUUACCCUGAUUGUGUGAAAUGUACAGAUAACAUGAAGGAGCUCUCCAAAAAUAACGACCACGUGACUUCGCAAGCAAUUCUUUGUGCAGGGAAAAUUCAUUGGAAGAGAUAAGAAAGGAGACACGGGCGACAUGUCUCCACCCACAACCUCCAAGAUUUAGUGUCAAAAGGCACGGAAGAGUGAAAAAUGUCUUGCAGAAUCCAAAAGAAAAUAAUUCACUUGGCUAUUUCUAUAUAAUUACGUAACUGAUACGUCGUUAAUGUUUAAUAUUAAUAUUAUUGCAAAAUAUGAAAAUUAUGUUUUCUUAUCAUUUACAAGGUUAACAGGUAGGUAUUGCCGAAUAUUUAUUAUUCAGCACGUUGAACUUUGACUUUUGAUGAGAAGAAUCAAUUUUAGCUCGUCUGCAAAGCAUAAACUUUCGGAGAAUAUUCUGAUUUCGAAAUAAUU
This is a messenger RNA of Gryllus bimaculatus (two-spotted cricket), 635 nucleotides long. NCBI's taxonomy places the organism in Eukaryota, Metazoa, Arthropoda, Insecta, Orthoptera, Gryllidae. The record is from the annotation of a GenBank genome assembly.